Molecule: messenger RNA, 807 nt
Organism: Penicillium verrucosum
Lineage: Eukaryota; Fungi; Ascomycota; Eurotiomycetes; Eurotiales; Aspergillaceae
Gene: vip1
Product: putative actin cytoskeleton protein (VIP1)
Exons: 3
Molecular function (GO): RNA binding
Source: RefSeq, a predicted model, not a curated record
AUGUCUCACUCUACCGUUCACGUUUCUGGUAUCUCGUCAACAACCUCCGAGAAGGAGGUUCGCGACUUCUUCAGUUUCUGUGGAAAGAUUGUUACUCUCUCAAUCACCCCAGUCUCUGGUGAAGCCGAUGCUCAAAAGUCCGCCACUGUGACCUUUGAAAAGGAGGCUGCUGCUAAAACUGCGCUCCUCCUUGAUCAGACCCAACUUGGCACUUCCGCCGUGCACGUCGAAGCAGCCCACAACAUCGAAGACCUAGCCGGCUCCCAAGCAACCGGCACAGGCACCGAAACCAAGGAAGAAGAGAACCACAUCGCACAAGAAGACAAGCCCCGAUCCCGCAUUGUCGCCGAGUACCUGGCACACGGGUACGUUGUGAGCGACAAUGCGAUCAUGAAAGCGAUCGCGCUGGACCAGAAGCACGGAGUCUCGAACCGCUUCACGUCGGCCCUUACAAACUUCGAUAAGAAGUACAAUGCCACCGAGCGCGCUCGCGGCAUCGAUGAUAGCUACAAGAUCUCCACUAAAGCCGCUACUGGCUGGCGCGGCCUGAGCUCGUACUUCGAGAAGGCUCUGGAGCACCCAUCCGGUCAGAAGCUGCGUGACUUCUAUGUUCAGACUGAUAAGCAGGUGCGUGAUAUUCACACUGAGGCUCGUCGUCUGGCGGAUCUGAAGCAGGCUAAGGCUGGUGAGGCGGAGGGUGCUGCUGUCCCUCCUGCUGCUGUCCCUGCUGCUGCCCCUGGUGUUACUGUUGCAGAGCCCGCUGCUGUUCCUUCUCAGACUGAGGCUGCUGCUGCGCCCUCUGAGAAG